Molecule: messenger RNA, 981 nt
Organism: Symbiodinium sp. CCMP2456
Lineage: Eukaryota; Dinophyceae; Suessiales; Symbiodiniaceae
Source: the annotation of a GenBank genome assembly
AUGAACCCGCUGCUCGUGGAGGGCGGCGGUCGGACCGUUUACUUCACGAUGUCGCUGUGGGACCCCUACGACGUGUAUCUGGCGAAGGCGACGUUCGACAUCGACUUCGAGACACGCUGGGACGCGGCCCUCAGUUCGGCGGCGUUUGACGCCAACUGGAGCCAUGGUCUGCCAACCGACGAGCAUCGGACUCUCGUUGACAACGGCGGCACGGUCCGCGUCUCGGCCGCGACGGUCAUGCGUGAGAUGGUCAUCGGCAGCGACGUCUCGCUCGGCGGCGCCGUGCAAGUCUCGCCGUCAGGGUCACUCACGACCGGCGGCGGCGGCGUCGUGCUAAGCCGCACCAGCACCAGCGAGGCGGAGCUGGUCGUCGCGGGGGGGCGGCUCGAAAUACAAGCCGACGCGAACGGAGCCGGCGACAUGAUCGUCGGGGAACGCGGGCCUGCCACGUUCACGCUGACGGCGGGAGAGACGCGUCUGGCCGGCAAUCUCACUUCGGCGGUCUUUGGUUCACGCGCAACGAUCGAGCACUCGGGCGGAACCCUCGAAGCCAAGGAGCUGCUCCUCGGCGGCGAAGGCCAGUCCGAUUACGCGCUCUCGAGCGGCGGCGUCCUUACGGCUCGUGGCCUGAUGGUGCUGGUCGCCCUGUCAACGGCUAGCGCCGUGCCGAGCCGUAUCGGAUUGGUGAUCGGCGAGCGCGGAUCGGCCCAGUACACGAUCAGCGACGGCACGUUGGACGUGCCGGGCGUCGUCUGGAUCGCCGGGCAGGGCGGGUCGCAGGGGGAGUUAGCGAUUGAGGGAGGGGCCGUCCGAGUGGGCGGCGACUUGGUCGUUGGCCAGCAAGGGCAGGGCGUGCUGACGCAGAGUGACGGAACGCUUCAGGUCGACGGGCGUUUGCGGGUUGGAAACGGCAGGCUUGAAGUCACCGGAGGCGACCUCACCGUCGGCUCGUACCAACAAGACACGGGUUCGACGUUGGAG